AUGGACGUUGAAAGUACUAGCAGGGCAUCAAGAUCCAAUAAACGAAAAACCUUUAAAAUGGACUGGGAAAUUGCUGAAAAUGACGAAUGGAAUCAGUAUUUUCAAAAUGCCUUACAAGUUGAUUCUAGGCUGGAUUAUAAGGAAAAUAGUACUUGCUAUAAUUACUCAGAAAAUGGCAUCGAAUUCGAAGUAACCGAACAAGAAAGACAACGUUACAUUUCAUUUUUAUCUAAAAUACCAGAACUCUACACAAAAUUACAAUGCUGGCCAAAUAAUGACCAAAAACUUACAGCACUAUCAAUAGCUGCAUACGUAUCGCAAAACGAAAAAAUAUUUGUACAAUUAAACUCUAGCGGUACUUAUAAAGCUUUAGUGCAGAUGGCCGAAACAGCAAAAAGUACUACAAGUAGUACCGUAAAGGUCAGAUACAUGGACAUGCUUUGCUCAGUAUUUGAACAUGAUGCUGGCCUCAGAUGGUCUUUGGAAAAUAAAUAUUGGAUGGAGAUUUACGAUUUGGUUGUUCAGUGUCAGAGGAAUGGUUGUGAAUUGGCUGAGAAAAUGUAUACUCUUUUAACGAAAUUCCUUCAAAACACCACAAGAAAAGCCCCAAAAGUUUGCGUCUACGUCAUCAAACAAAUGACUCAUACCUUAAUAAGCAUAGCUCACAAAAAUUACACAAAAACCAAGAAGCAACCCUCAGACCUUUUACUACCAAAUGAAUACAAAACUCUAUCAGCAACUCUACCAUGCUUGGUCGAAAUCUUGGAGCGACUUUUAGCAUCUCAAACCGCUGAAACUCUAAAAUAUUUUACCAAGUUACAAGUGCGUGAAGCCUGCGAUACUUUAGCAAUUCUGUCUGGAGAUGGUGAUUUUUCGUUGCAACUGAACAGGAUUAUGGUGAUAUUGUCGUUUUUUGAAAUGACCGAAUUGUUUGAUGGGAUUAAGGUUGUUAAACAUGAUCCGAUAGCUUUGAGUGGAUUUCUGAGGAUUGUCGAUAGGGAAUUGAAAAAGGAGCAUUUGGAGGCGAUUUUCGAGCUGUAUUACUACGCCCAAAAAUACUGGAAAAACGUAUCGAGCAAAAUGCCUCAGUAUUUCCUGAAAGGCAAACCUGUCGAUAUCGAAGACGAGCUUAUGUCGUUCCAAGUCGAACCUUUGGUAAUAAUCGGCGAAAAAAUACUUGGAGUGCCUCAAACUAGCGAAGAAGAACUAAGAAAAUGCUAUUUAUCAGAUUUGUUGAAUAUUUAUAGCGCAGAUUGCCUGCAAUUAGGCUACGAAAUACGCAAAUUACUAAACAAAGUACCACUAAAAUGCGAAAUUACUGCACUGAAAUGCCUCAUCAAAUCUAAGCCGCUGUAUAGUCGACAAAAUUUGGCUUUAGUGUUUCAAUCUUUGACCUAUUCUCUUCGAGAUUUUAUUAAAUAUGUUAAAAGAAAUCCAGAAUUAGGACAAUUGGAAGGUGAUCAAUCUUUAGCUGAAGCUCUAUUGGAUGCAAUUCUUGUAUAUUUGGAAAAUUUCGAUUUGUCUUGGAGAGAAACUAUAGGAAGCAUCGAACUGACCAAUUUGGUUCAUAAUUUUUUAUAUUAUUCAACCAGAUGGACACCAGAGGUAGUUUUAAAAGCCCUCAAAGCUUUGAACAUUACAAUAACAAAGAACAUGACACCGAGUAUGGCCUUGUUAGUUGACAAUGUUCCAAAUUCAACUAUACUUGAUUUGGGGAGUAUGCUUUUUAAUAAAUGCUUCAGCAAUGAUCCUAAGGUGCGAGAUGCUGCAUUGACUGUUACUUGUACAAUAUGCCAAAAGGUGAAUAAAGGUUUUACUUCAUUCAAAGUAAUCUUACUUGAAUCAUUAAAUCAACAUUUAAUAUUGAAUAUGGCAUUGACCGAUUAUGAUCCAUGGGUACGUGCGACAGCUCUCAAAUGCCUUCAAGAAAUGAUAGUGAUGGAGGAACUAGGUGGUACUUUACUCAAUUCAGAUUUCAUUGACAAAAUUCUUCAAUUGGUAUCCAAAGAACAAGAACCGAUGGUUCUGAGAGAAGCCCUGACACUUAUACGACAGAUUUACCAAUGCGAAUUCAAUAGUGAAACGGAUAAUUUCAAAAUUUAUCAAGUGAUAACAAAAGUGGCACUGAGAGAGAAAAAUCCAGAUGUGCAAGAGCAAGCGGUCAAAUUUUGGGACAACGUUAUAAGGAAGUGUUUGGAGAAACAAGGCAUGUUUGAUGAUGUUUUCCCAAGUGUUAUUUUUUCGAAAGAGCUGAAAAAAAUUAUUAGAUUGGAUGAUAAGGAAAUCCGUAAAAGACUGUGUCAAACGUUGGAUUACAUGUCAAAGAGAGGUUGUUUUAGUAUUUUCCAGCAAAUUUUGGAAAACGAAAACACGCCGAAACAAGUGUUUAGUACCACAGUUGGAAUUAUUACUAAACUAUUAAGGUUAUUACAACAGUAUGAGGUAACUCCCGAAUUUAUACUAUUCAAUCAGACUUACCCAAAUCUUUGGUCGGUCCAAAGUAAUACUAUUCAGUCACCUUCGAACAUUGAGGAUGACCACAGCAUGCAGGAACUUGUCGAGGAAACAGUCAUGGAGAUGAUAAAUGGCCGUUUAUCGUUUAAUCAAAUGACACUUAUGGGAUCAGGCGCUUUUACUCCAGAAAGAGAUUCGGAACGUUCAUUCGGGCAAGUCAGCACUGUAGAUUUCAUGGAUUUUAUUUAUAGGAAAUUGCCGUACCUUACUAACAUAGAAGUUUAG
This is a messenger RNA of Ceutorhynchus assimilis (cabbage seed weevil), 2739 nucleotides long. NCBI's taxonomy places the organism in Eukaryota, Metazoa, Arthropoda, Insecta, Coleoptera, Curculionidae. The record is from the annotation of a GenBank genome assembly.